Oryzias latipes (Japanese medaka) is the source of this 4583-nucleotide messenger RNA. Its product is annotated as activin receptor type-2B. Gene Ontology annotation, biological process: cellular response to growth factor stimulus; activin receptor signaling pathway; protein phosphorylation. Lineage: Eukaryota; Metazoa; Chordata; Actinopteri; Beloniformes; Adrianichthyidae. The record is from RefSeq and is a predicted model, not a curated record. Gene Ontology annotation, cellular component: plasma membrane; activin receptor complex. Gene Ontology annotation, molecular function: ATP binding; activin binding; activin receptor activity.
UAUUUACUUUUAAUGUUAUCUAUAUAAAGACAUUUGUAAUAAUUCAACAUUAAAAUCUAGAGAAAUAAGUUAAAGAACUUCUGAGAAUGUAAGUGUAGAAAACUGCCCACCCCUACCGAGAAACACCCCUACCGAGGAACACCCCUACCGAGGAACACCCCUACCGAGAAACACCCCUACCGAGAAACACUUCUACCGAGGAACACCCCUACCGAGAAACACCCCUACCGAGAAACACCCCUACCGAGAAACACCCCUACCGAGAAACACCCCUACCCAUGAACACCCCUACCCAUGAACACCCUCACCUCCUUAAAUUCCUGCAGUGAGACAUCUCCUAUCAGAUGUUUCUCUGAAGUUGGUUAGAAAGUUGAAUCUCCUAAAUGUGGAGUACUUUCAUCUUGGAGACUUUUUCCUGGAUGUUUCAGGUCGUCACAUUGGACUUUGCUUUGGGUUUUCCAGAACUCUCCAUUCCUUGGUUGAUUAUGUCUGCAGUUGGUCCAGUUCUGCUCCAGCUUCAACAUUUUGCCUGAUUUUUCUGAAGGACCCUUAGAUAAACCACAGCAGACUUCAUGAUGGACUCUAGAAUAGUGAGCUGAACGGGCCCCAAACCAUGACACUUCCAUCUCCAUGUUUGGGUCCAGUCUGGGGGAAGUGGAAACGCGGGAGUGCGUGUACUACAAUGACAACUGGCGUACGGAGAGGACCAACCAGAGCGGCUUUGAGCGAUGCGAAGGCGAGAAGGACAAGCGGCUGCACUGCUACGCCUCCUGGCUGAACUCCUCAGGGACCAUCAAGCUGGUGAAGAAGGGCUGCUGGCUGGACGACUUCAACUGCUAUGACAGGCAGGAGUGUGUGUCCAUGGAGGAAAACCCUCAGGUGUUUUUCUGCUGCUGCGAGGGAAACUACUGCAACGAGAGAUUCACCCACCUCCCUGACAUGGUGGGCAACGGGAAUCGAGUGAAGAUUCGGCCCCCUCCCCGUGUGCCGUCGGUGCUCAGUGUGCUGGUGUACUCUCUGCUGCCGUUGUGCGUGCUCUCGCUGGGCCUGGUUCUGGCCUUAUGGAUGUACCGACACCGCAAGCCCCCCUACGGCCAUGUGGACCUAAGCGAGGAUCCUGGACCUGUUCCCUCGUCCCCUUUGGCUGGUCUGAAGCCCCUGAAGCUGCUGGAAAUCAAAGCCAGGGGGCGCUUUGGUUGUGUUUGGAAAGCCCACCUAAAGAAUGAAUUUGUUGCUGUCAAGAUUUUCCCCGUUCAGGAUAAGCAGUCGUGGCAAAACGAGCGGGACAUUUAUUUGACUCCAGGAAUGAGGCAUGAAAACAUUUUACACUACAUCGCAGCAGAAAAACAUGGAGCCAGCCUGGAGACAGAACUUUGGCUCAUCACGGAGUUUCACGAGAGGGGCUCACUGACCGAUCACCUGAAGGGUAACACUGUGACCUGGGCCGAGCUGUGCCACAUAGCAGAGACCAUGUCCCGUGGCUUGGCCUACCUCCACGAAGACAUUUCCAGCUUCAAAGGGGAGGGUCCCAAACCCACCAUAGCACACAGGGAUUUCAAGAGCAAGAACGUGAUGCUACGAGAUGAUCUGAGUGCUGUCAUCGGAGACUUUGGACUGGCAGUGUGCUUUGAACCUGGAAAACCUCCUGGAGACACACACGGACAGGUUGGUACCAGGCGCUACAUGGCUCCAGAGGUGCUGGAGGGAGCCAUUAACUUUCAGCGAGACUCCUUCCUGAGGAUCGACAUGUAUGCCAUGGGCCUGGUGCUGUGGGAGCUGGUGUCCCGCUGCACGGAGAGGGACGGUACAGUUGGCGAGUACAUGCUGCCGUUUGAAGAUGAAAUAGGUCAGCAUCCUUCCCUGGAGGAUCUGCAGGAUGUUGUUGUGCACAAGAAGAUGCGUCCCGUCAUUAAGGAUUGCUGGCUCAAACAUCCGGGUCUGAGCCAGAUCUGCGAGACCAUGGAGGAAUGCUGGGACCACGACGCAGAGGCACGACUGUCAGCCGGCUGUGUGGAGGAGCGCAUCGGUCAGAUCGCCAGGACAACCAGCAGCACUACCUCAGACAACCCCGUCUCCAUAGUAACGUCUCUCAUCAACGAGGACCUCCCUCCCAAAGAGUCCAGCUCCUGAACGGGUGACUCCCCCCCCAGCUCCCAACUGUCAGUUUUCCAAUCCAGAAACCGAAAUGCAGCUGCUAUUUUACCCAGGACUUCACGUUAAGGAACAUUUGGAGUCAGACCUUCCUAACACAUCCGUCUGCUGUAGGCAAAGUUGGAAUAAGCUAUCCCAUCGGCACAUCCCACCACAUCCACGUGUCAAACCUCCGUCAUCACCUCAUCCCUCACUUUUUAUUACCUCAUCAGGUGUUUGUUGUUGCUUUUCCCAUCGUGGUCACGUGAUCGUCUGCGGCCAAAUGACAUGAACCUUUGCUCCUCCCCUCAGACGACGUGCUGCAAUCUCGGAGGACCCGGUGUGAGACUGUUAACAAAAUGUAUUCAUCUUCCUCAGGGGUCAACGCUUCUCUUCUUAAAGUCUGCUCUCGGUAGAACGCUGCGUUCCUCCGGCGGAGAACCAGCACCCAGCUUCUGAUGGAAGGUUUUAGUGGACGCUUCGGACUUCUCAAAGAUUUGGGACAAGUGUCUUGUCCUUGGAACUACCUCUCAGGUAUCCAGCAGGCUUCUCUAAACGGAGACAAUUCAGCUACUAAGGACAAUUUUCCUGGACGUCUUUCUUUAGUUACUCCUGUUCCAGAGACGCCGACUGGAGUCGCAAUGUUACAUUCUCAAGUCUCAGUCUGUGUGUGUGUGUUUACACGUGUGUGUGAGUUUGUGCACACGUGUAUGAGUCUAAGUGUGUGUUUACACGUGUGUGUGCAUGUGUAUGAGUCUAAGUGUGUUUGUGUGUGUAUACUUUGUUGUUAACCCCCCGUGUGAAUGAGUGGGAUGAUGUCCAAACACAGUGUGUUGGUCUGAUUCCUGACCGGGCCGUACCGGGGCAGAGGCGUGCUCUCCGGUGCUGGGUGGACCCGGGUGGACCCGGUUGGACCCGGAUACCUCAGUCGCUGCAUGUCAGGCACGGAGAGCUGGACGGGUUGCCUUUGUCUCCAAUGCAAUGCCAUAGUCGUACCAUAACAAGAACCAUACAUGAAUGUUUGUUCUGCUGCUGUGACUAUUCCAGGUUCCUCAAGGAUUCGUAGAUGUUCCUGCGUUCUUUGUUCGUAGAACACUAACAUCGAAGAACUUCUCUGUGACGUGAUCAGGCUGAUUUCCUGUUUUUAUUUUUUAUUUUUGGACUCGUAAGCCUUCAGCUGCUUACUCCACCAGACUGACCUCAGAUGUUCUGACAAGUACCUCAGGCUUUUUCUAAAUAUAUAUCAAGUUGUGUUAAAUAUUUGAUUGUGUUUUAGUAUUUGAUAUUUUAUUGUUGGUUGGGCCUCAGACUGUGGAGAUUGUCUUUCAUUGUGGAGCAGAGCUGGACCGGUUUUCCGGCUGUUGAAGCUCUGCAGAGCUAAGAGAAGACGGGCAGAUUGCUGGAAGUGUUGGUGUUCACUCAGAUGCUAAACUGCGUUGAUACUUUUCCUUCAAUACAGAAUCAGGGCAUUGCUGUUCCUAAGUUACAGUUCUGGAAAGGGUUUCCUAGAUCUGCGUCUGCGUGUUUAUUUGGACAUGUGGCCCUCUGCCUUUUGAUGAAAUGUGUCCAACAGUGGGGAGGGCUCCUGGGGGACAGACUGUGAAAUAUUACGAGCAAACCAGAGGUCCUCAUCAUGGUUUGGUCCGGGCGGCGUCUCGGAUGGGCCGUCUGAACCGCAUCGGCUGAGUAUUCACCUGCUGAUGUGACGUUCUGAUCCGUGUCGUAGUAGUUUAGUCACGUGGGACAACACACAUCUGUGCUUUGACCGUGGUGAUUUACCAGUACUAGCUCUUUGCUGAUGUGCAGUUUUGAUAAUCCUAUGUGUGCCGGACGCUGUUUGUGUUUGUUUGUAACCACUGAUCGAUGCAGCACCAUCAAGGUCCCAUCAACGGUCCCGGGCUCCAGCAAUAGUAACCAGACAGCAAUAGUUCUUUCAGAGCCCAGCCGGGACGUCGCCGUCUCCUGUGCAGAUCAGCACAGGGCAGCUCAUCACACCCGGAUCAGGCUCCAUGGACAAACGCAGUGGGGCGGACGUGCACGCCCGGCGUGGCCCAGGUGCUUUCACAAAUUGUGCCACAGAAACAACGGUCCUGCGAUCGGUUGUUGCCUCAAAAUGCUGUCUUACACCCAGCUCUUCUGAACCGAAAACCCUGUUACCUCAUGCAGUACCUCCUACCACCAACAUGGAGUCGGUUUCAUCUCCAACAAGAACGUUGCAUUUUUGUGUACAUAUUUACCCAAUAAAUGUAAAGGUUUCCUCCGUCUGACACGUGGAAGCGGUUUCUCUGCUCAGCAUUUGGUUUCCAUGUGGGAGUGUGUGCCCUUUCCUGUUUACGUGACCCGUGUGACUGUAACCCAGUGUGACUGCGGAUAAAUGCUUAGGAAAUAUAAAGUAGAGAAAUAUACAUUCAUCAUUUUGUUUAUGAAAAUAAAAACCAAUUCUGAUUAAGUGU